Messenger RNA from Monopterus albus (swamp eel), 1444 nucleotides. RefSeq names its product retinal outer segment membrane protein 1b (gene rom1b). NCBI's taxonomy places the organism in Eukaryota, Metazoa, Chordata, Actinopteri, Synbranchiformes, Synbranchidae. Gene Ontology annotation, cellular component: plasma membrane. The coding region runs from base 199 to 1293 and encodes 364 amino acids. The transcript has 6 exons. The record is from RefSeq and is a predicted model, not a curated record. Gene Ontology annotation, biological process: visual perception.
CAGGUUUAGGUUUCCUCUAAGGCCGACUGUGCCCUUUACUAUUUGAGGGAUCUACCUGCUUAUCCCCUCUGACUGGAACAACUUAGAUGAGCUCAACCUGCUAAUAACUCACUAAACAACAAGAGCAAGGCCUGCAUCGACCCCUGUGUUUUUGAAAUACUGAACGCAUCCUCUAGUGACCUCUCUAUGCAGUGAGCCAUGGUGCUGCUGAAGAUGAAGUUCACUCAGCAGAGGCGGGUUCAUCUGGCCCAGGGUCUAUGGCUACUGUCCUGGCUGGCAGUGAUGUGCGGAGCCUUCGUAUUUUGUCUGGGGGUUUACCUUAAGACAGAGCUUCUCCGUAGGGAAGAGGUGAUGGACAACACAGAGAUCCAUGUGGUGCCCAACAUCCUGAUGAUGGUGGGCCUGGCCUCUGUUGGCACCAACUGGGUUGCCAGUCGUGUGUGUCAGGACUCCUUGGAAGGAAGCCGCUUCCCCCGUUGGAAGGUUCUCCUACUGGCGUGGUUUGUUGUAGCAGCACUGCUCUGUUGUCUGCUCAUUGCAGCCGUGGUACUCAGCUAUGCUCUGCAGGGACACCUGGAGGAGUCCCUGAAGGUGGGCCUGAGGAAUGGUAUUCGUUUCUACAAGGACACAGAUGUGCCGGGCCGCUGUUUUCAGAAAGAGACCAUCGAUCGUCUGCAGAUGGAGUUUCGCUGCUGUGGAAACAACAACUUCAGGGACUGGUUUGAGGUUCAGUGGGUCAGCAACAGAUACCUGGACUUCACCUCCAAGGAAGUCAAGGAUCGUAUCCGGAGUAACGUAGAUGGACGUUACUUGUUGGAUAGUGUUCCUUUCAGCUGCUGUAACCCGGCCUCCCCUCGCCCCUGCCUACAGAACCACCUGACAGAUAAUAGCGCCCACUACGACUAUGAGUAUCAAUCGGAGGAACUCAACCUGUACAACCGUGGCUGUAGGCAGGCUCUGAUCGACUACUACAUGGGUUUGAUGAAUUCAAUUGGUCCCGGUGUGCUGUCAGUCAUUUUAAUACAGAUGUCAGUGCUCCUGAGCCUGAGAUACUUGCAGACGGCCGUGGAAGGAGCAAUGGCUCUGGAGAACCCAGAGGAUGACAGUGAAGGUUAUCUCCUGGAGAAGGGUGUGAAAGAAACCUUUGAGGAAAUCAAAGCCAAUGUUCUCAGUAUGCUAAAGUUCAGGCAGGUUGACCCCACCUCCACUGAAGAGUCCCCUGAGGCCGCAAAUGCAAAGAAGGUUGCUGAUAACACCAAGGAGAAGGCUGGCUCCUCUACUCCUGCCAGCUAGAAAUAUGAGCUGAGGUGGAAGGGAUGGGGGGAAUGUGUCAGAGGUUUCUGGGGUGUGUGAGCUGGCUGGUGCAGUGUAGAACACCUGUUGGGAUUUGACACAUUAGGCUUGAUUUACACUUCACUAAUGAAGCAAAUUCAUAUCCCUCACA